Drosophila sulfurigaster albostrigata is the source of this 1132-nucleotide messenger RNA. Its product is annotated as protein obstructor-E. Lineage: Eukaryota; Metazoa; Arthropoda; Insecta; Diptera; Drosophilidae. Gene Ontology annotation, cellular component: extracellular region. Bases 230 to 979 code for a protein of 249 amino acids. The transcript has 3 exons. Gene Ontology annotation, molecular function: chitin binding. The record is from RefSeq and is a predicted model, not a curated record.
CAGCCUCGGCUCAAUGCUCAUCAGUUGCUGUUGACGUCGUCGCUUGCCAUUUUACCAGUUAAGAUCUGCGUUUCGUUUCUAUCGCAAAACAGUCAAAAUUGUCAGCUCGUUGCAUGCACAUCGCGUUCGCUGCUCGCAUCUGAACGCCAUUCAUACAGUGCCUAAAGGACUUAUUGUGAAGGAUUAUUAUCCUCCGACACUCACACACACACACACAUAUCCAUACGAAAUGGCUAAAAUAAUUAUCAGUGCUUUCUUGUGUCUAGCCAUGUUUGGCUCAUUGGCUCUCGCUUCUCCUGAGUGUUUGAUACCCAAUGGACGUUUCGCAGUUGGCGAUCAGUGCGAUGCCUACAUCGAGUGCCAGGACGACGUGCCCGUGCACAAGCUCUGCCCAGAUGGUCUGCUCUUCCAUCAGCGCACCAAGGCAACAGGUGAGUGCACCUAUGCCCCGUAUGCCACCUGCAAGGAGCGCACUCUCCUCCAGCCUGCCAAUGGCACCGAUGAGUGUCCACGUCAGUUCGGUUUCUAUCUGAAUGGCGACUCGACUAAGUGCGGCGUCUAUCGCAACUGUGCCCACGGAGUUGCCAGCUUGACCAAGUGCCCUGAGGGAUUGGCCUUCAACGAGGAGACCUAUCAGUGCGAUUGGCCCGAUCUUGUGGAGAGCUGCAAUGCCGAGGCUUAUUUGGGCUUCAACUGCCCUGAACCCGAACCCCUCGAGGGUGCUGCCCCCUCGGUCGAUGCCAGUCCAGAAGGCGAGCUGCGCUACUACCGUCAUCCCCAGACCUGCAAGAAAUACUUCGUGUGCGUCAAUGGACAUCCACGUCUCUACAACUGCGGUAGAUAUCUGGCAUUCAAUGCUGAGACAAAGUUGUGCGACUUCUACAACAAGGUGCCCGAGUGCUAUGCCCUGCUCAAGGAGAAGCAGAAGCUGAAGGCUGAGCGUAAUAACUUGCCAACUCUGGAGAAGGCCCUCGAGUAAGUCCUGCGACUCUCGGGUUGGGCAUUAUCAUAGAGGCUAGCCCAGAGCGGCUUUCCAAUUGUGCAAUUUGUUUUUGUAAAUACCUAAGUAUAUGUGUAUUCUGUAAUAAAUAAAGUUACUUAAAUAAAAGAAUAUUUUAUUGAUGAAUUGAAA